UGUUCUCAUCGAUAAUCACAGCAGACGAAGUGUCAUUCUCUAGCUAUUUGACUUACUGACCAAAGCGACUUCGCGCUACGAACAGCGGCAACGUUUCGAAGAUUGGCAUACUGACAGGCCUGCAUACGAUACGUUGGAAGCAUGAAACAAAUAUCGUUUUUCUCUUCCCAACGUGAUUGAUACAGAAUUUGCCACUACAAAGAGGAUAAUUCAUUGCAUUGUGUACAGUAUCCAAGUGUGUAUAUGUAUGUUUGAUCUGGGCAGACAUGAAAGUCAUAAACAGCUACAGGGCCCAUUUAUACUUGUGAUAUAUUCGCGUGCCUAAUAUUGGCAACACACCCGUAACGACAACAACAAGAAUAUAGGCUGCUGGCAUUCGGAGUCGGCGCUGAUUCUGUGCUGGCCUAUUCGUUGGUCGUUGUUGCUGCUGGUGGGAACGUCCGCGUGAAUUGCCACAGGGAUGAACAGUGUAGUAACGUCAUUGACAAUGUCGUGGUGCAACCUUACGUUGUGCGCUAACCAUUGCAAUCAUCAAUCGAAAUCGGUUGUAGUAUAGCUUAUUAGAUUCAUAGUGCAUCUUCCUUCUGUCCAUUCAAUUAUUGUUACGACGUAACUUGGUAAAAUGUGCAGUGGAUUAACUUCUCAGUCGGGUACCAUCCGCCGUCGUCUAGUGUGCAACUACGAACCGACCUCCGUCAGCUGGAGUUUAGCCUGCCACUAACAUCAUACGCAACUGCAACUGUAGACGAGGCAGGUUUAGCUCAAAUAGAACAAGCGUUUGACGUUCCUGCCACGAUUCAAUAUUAUCACUGCGAUUACUUGGCCAUGUCGCUCAUGACAUCAUGCGUAAUUGACAAUACAAAAUCGCUCUGUGCACGGAAUCUAUAACGCCUCUAUGAAGAUUAGGUAGAGACGACGUUAAAAGUUAGCAAAAAAUUACUUCGCCGGCUCACCGGUUGCUAUUUGCUAAUCGAAGCUGUGUCUCUCUGUGAUUGAAGCAUUCGUUAGGAUUCAUUUAUCUCCCAGGAUACUCUCUUUUCGACCUGUGUUUUGUGCGCCAUUCCUUCUGGUCGGGUGACCGAAAAGUACUCUUAGUGAAUUUAGUGGUUAUUCGUUCGGCCGUCGCAUGAUAAUUCGACGCGGUGAUUGACGCUUCUUCGUUUAUGUUGUUGACUUCGUUUUGAACUUCGCAGUAUCUCCGAAUCUCCAUCCUCCAGAGUUUGUGCUAAGUCGACGUCCUCAGCAAGCGCUGACAGCUGUACAGCCACAAUUAAUCUUUGUCUAACGAUGAAUUUUGACCCCGUCCUUGCUACAAUGGCAGAGCAUCGCCGUGAUAAAGUUACCGGCUGAUCUAAACACUGGCUAAUCUAACCUUGUUUUCGUCGUACGUCGAUUAAAGUGCAUGAGCGCUGUGUUGUACAGGAAAAUAGACCCAAUUGAGCAACACGUACGAGACAAGGAAUUUGCGGGGCCGUGCGUAUGAUCGUGUUAUUUCUUGCAGCCCGUAACGGCGGCAAUUGCAACGCUUCCUGCAGCACCAGCCUGAAGAAAGCACGUCUGCUUCAGCGGAUCAUAAGUAACGUACUUAGACAGCGAUUGGCGCCCAAGUGAGUGCCCGCACGAACUGGCCACGACGCCGUGAAGUAUAUAGACGAAGGGCAAAGCAGAAGCUGAAGUGGUUCCACAAUGCGGCUCCUAAUGACGAAGCGAACGCCGAGGUCGCAAACCAGUCCAAGUGUUCAGACUUCAACAACAACCUGUUCGCUUUGGCUCAUGCUAUUGCUUUGUUCUGUAACGGCGUUAGCGGAAAUCGGUGGAGGCAGAAUACUUAGAAAAGGCGGUGGUUAUAAUCAGGGUUUAUCCGGUCAUGGCCACCAAUCGGUGGGUAACGACGCAGGGGACUAUACAGAGGAUGGAGAAGUAAUCCCACAGUUUGCAGAGCCUGUGCAGAAUAUUACUGUGCCAAGAGGCCGCGACGCAAAAAUAGCCUGCAUUAUUGACAACCUUGGUGACUUUCGGCCCGCCUGGAUUAAGGAAGAAGACAAAGCCAUCCUUACUAUGCACCAGCAGAUUAUCAGCCGCAACUAUAGGAUCAGCUUGUCGACGUCUGACAAUCGAAUAUUUACCUUACACAUCCGAAACGUUCAGGAGAGCGAUCGGGGCGGUUAUAUGUGCCAGAUUAAUACCUCACCCGUCAAAAGCUCUACAGGAUACCUGGACGUUUUGGUCCCACCAGAUAUUUUGGUGGAACAAUCAUCAGCAGACGUUGUCGUCCGUGAGGGAGCAGAUGUGUCGUUGGCUUGCAAAGCGCGUGGUUAUCCUACGCCAUCGAUAUCGUGGCGUCGGGAAGACGGUGAGCCAAUCCCUCUUGGAGCGUAUAAACAACUUACUCAACAGCAGCAGGCCGCCAACAACAAACUUCAUACGUUAGUCCAUUCAUAUACUGGCGAAACGCUAACGAUUGCCCGCGUCUCUCGGAUCCACAUGGGCGCGUAUCUGUGCAUAGCCAACAACAACGUGCCCUCGCCCGUAUCAAGAAGGAUUAUGCUACACGUCCACUUUUCGCCAGUUAUCUGGAUUCCCCAGCAAUUAGUAGGAGUUGCGCCCCGUCAUAACGUUUCGUUGGAUUGCCACAGCGAAGCGUACCCUCUUGCGACGAUCCAUUGGUCGAAAGAUGGUAGUCGACUCACGGGCAGCACCGAAACCACGCGCUCGACAGGGCGGCAAUCAGCUUUCCAAACGUUAGCGCAAGGCGCAAAUACUCCUGCAGGUGGCAAGUACCUCAUCGAAGCUAAACGGACAUCAUCAUACAAAAUCCGGUCGGUGCUAACUAUACGUGAUACUCAGCCAUCUGAUUACGGCUUCUAUAAGUGCGUUUCCGAGAACAUCCUAGGAUUCACCGAAAGCUCCGCCCAGAUCUAUGAGGUAUCUCCUGCACGGUCCUCGUCGACUCAGGAGAGCAUGGUCGAGGACGACGAAGAAGAUGACGAGCCCCCCUACGGGAUGGGCACUCCGGAAAAAUCCUAUAGUGAUGGUAAGUACUUUUCGGAGGAAGUGCUGAGGCCGAAGGAGCUCACGAACAAGGCAUCGGGGGCGCUCCGCUCGAUGUCGAGCUGGAAUCUUGUGACGUUACCCUGGAUUCUACUGCUGCUUCUACGCUGCCUGUCGUGAGACUAUCCCAGGGAACUUGACGACGCCGCGGCAACUUAUCACCAUCGCAACACUGAAACAAACACGUGCAGCCUCUUCUAAAAAGCCUAAAUGCGCGAAUAAGGUUGUUCACCAGAUUCGAACGUAUAGAUAAAGGAAGAAUUGACCAAAGCAAGAAAAAGCAGCCCAUGUUGGGUCAGGCUCGAUAAAGCCAACUACUUAGGUCUAUUUGCGUGCUGAAAUUGAGCACAAACGAGUAAAAAUAUAAGAUCCGCGUGCGGCGGCAGUCACCGUCAUGCUGCCGACCAUAUCGAACUUUAAAAUGUAUUCGCUCCGCUCGGACUCCUUAUGAGCGCACCUGUACAGUGACUCCUUGUAUGUGUACAUAGUAAUGGAGAAAUAUGAGCAACAACAACUCUAGCCUAGACAGAUACUAACCGAAAGAAACCUAAUGUAUCGACACAGAUAGACAAACCGUCAUAUAUAUAUAUAUAUAUAUAUAUGUAAAAUAGAUGGGGCGAGGGAGGGUGAAAAAGAUUUCAGCCCGGUGGUACGAAAAAGUCAAAAGGUGCCACACAGUAGUUGUAAAGAGAUCACACUAUAAGGUGGCAAAGUUCGGCCGAGACGUAGAUAAAAAUGCGUGUAGUCCGGUAGAACAGACGCGUAACUUCCGACAGUCUUUGGCUUGAACCGAGUAAGGGAAUAGGGCAAAUCCUUUGACAGAUUUAGAGGAACAUUUUAGAAUGAAUGGAAGAACUUCGAACUCUUCUAUAGUUUACCUUGCUGAAGCAGUUGCUUCGUUUUGUUACUGUAUUAAUACCGGUUGGAUGAAGCUGGGCGUGGACAUGAAGACAUGAGUGCAUACACGUUCGUGUAAGAUUUUGACAGAAGUCGGAAGCUCGUGAAUGGAGACCAGAUCGAAAACGAAUGGGAGAGCAUUGUGGUAUGUUAAAUGCAGAAACAGCCGAAGUAACAAAGCGAGGUAUUAUUGGCCAGUGUUGAACAUGCAGGCAAACAAUAUUAAGCACGAUGGUGAGUUGUUUGGCUAUACAAAAGCGGGCCCAGUUCAAAAUUGUCUACCAACCAAGUAGGGGAAAAUAAAUCAUUUGUAAAAUCAUACGGGGAAGUUCUGCUUGUGCUUCUGUUGCGCAGGUAGAGAAACCGAUGUACAAUUGGCCACGAUCAUCGCGGGCCAGAUCCUUAGAAAUUAUGAAUGACCAAAAACCAGCCAUCAUUAACCGUAUCUUCGCGUAAUGGAUUUCAUACCUAGCGUUCUUCAUGGCAUCGCAGGAGCCAUGCAUGCACACAUAGUCUGCGUACUCAUUACCAUGAAAUGAUUUUCCCCUGUAUCAGUUAGUCGACGUGAAGUUGUUCGUGUUUUCAACAGCAGUCACAGAAGCCACAUACAUCAGCACAGAUAACACGCACCUUAGCCAAAUACUAAUCUAAGUGUUCGAGAUGUUUUGUAUCUUAACGCGGCAAUCUUAACAUUAUUUCUUUGUAUUGCUAAUAUAGGCAGAUGAGCAGAGUACCUACAAACAGCGGUUGAGUCCUGUAACGAACUAGGAAGAGCUGGGUUAUUUAAACUUUAUGUAAAAAAAUGUAAGCAUUGUAUUGCGUUUAAGUUAUGAGACCAAAGUAACGACAAUAGCAGCAACCGUGACAACAACUUUGUCAACAAUGAUAAAAGAAUCCAUUGCGUGCAACUAUCAGAAAAAAAAAUGUCGAAAUGACUUUGUAGACUCGACACUCUGAAAGAACAGGGUUGACCGAGGUGAUAUGUCUAUAGCUGUAGGUAACGAACUCGACGCAGGACACGCCACUGCUUUCCACACGAAUGGGUGCGAUGAGCCCCAACUCGACAGGGCUAGACUUUGAAAAUAUCGACUUUCUUUAUCUAUUUUGCAAAUUCGACCCGCUGUUUCUUUUGCGUGACCUCGUGGUCCUCACACACAAUAUUCCGAACUUAGGCUAUUGUUCAGACUAGCUGAUUGUACCAUGUGUAAUCGUGUGCGCAAAAACAUUGUUUCUCAUUGAAGACACUAAUCAUACAAGCUACUGUUGAGAAAUCUCUGUUCUUAACUAUCUAUGAUUAUUCACGGCUGGAUUGUCUAUUUCUCUAAAAGCAUUUACCGGGUCCCACCACCAUUAAAAACAUAACUUCAUCGUCAAGAUCUAGUUCUGAUGAAAAUUGACACAUUGGAUUGUCAGUGGCGCGUCGUGCGUUCAUAGGAAAACUGACUGAAUGCAUAGGGCGCGAUGGAAUUGGAUGUGAGUGAAUGUCUGCCUAUGUGCAUGUAAGCGUAUUUACUUGAUGCCGGGGUGGCGGGGAUAUAAGAGCCAGCGAUUAUUUAUUUCAUCCUUAAAGUGAAUAUACGGCAGAUUUUGCGAUAUUAUCGGUCGGAGUCUCCGAUUUGGAACAAUGAGAUGAUCUCAUUCUGUCUGGGGAUAGAUUGCAUGACAGGGGUAAGGAUCAUAAACGAUAGAAACACUACGGACCGAAACACGUAAGUAUGGGCGCACAACAAGUGGGCCUUAAUGCGUGGGACAUAUUUAUCAUCUCACAUAUGCCAAUAAGACUGGUUUGUCGUAACUUCGGUUGAUCUCGGAAAUUGAUAGAAUAUCGCAUAAACUACACUAGUCAGGAUAUAACCAGUGGCAAACCAGAAGACGAAAAAUCGAGCAAGAUGGGAGUCCAUAAUGAAGGAAAACUACAAGCAUUACAAAAUGCCUAUAAAAACAUGUUCAUCACCAUUGAAUCAUUUAAAAGAUAAGGGGUAAUGGAAAAAGAGACAACUUGAAAGAAUGGUAAUUCGACCAAUUUUCGUAGCGGACUAUUUUGACACACACAGGCAGCCUUUCAAUCACUGUGUGACCACCGAAGACAGUGAAUAUAUGCGGCGAAGAAAUUCAGACCGCUCAAUGGCUUGGUCCGUUCAUUGUCAGCUGUGUAAGACUGCUAGAACAAUGGUCAAUAUAGAAUCAUGUUUUUUUGGCGAACAGUGUAUGCACGAAGGAUGGUGAAGCCUUGUAUUUCUGCUUUUUGUUUUGUUUAGCAUUAGUAGGGCCAUACUUUACUGUCUCAGAAACGUUCAUCCUAAUCAGCUCAACCCUGGGUACUUCCGCGCGCAUUCAGCAAACAUAGCUUGAUGCCUCCACCGUAUGUUGCGUCCGUGCUAGUAUGUACUCAGCGAUAUUUUCAUGACCCGCGUACAAUACGAAAAAGAUGGGCAAAACAAACAUCAAGCGCAACGACCGAACUAUUUAGCCACAUAGAAAAACUGCUCCUGGACGCUAUAUACGUCUCAAGCGAAUACGGCGCCCGCCAGCGAUACUCAGAAGAUCAUCACACAUGACAAAGGGGCCCGAGCGCACACGAAGACUUUCCCUAGGCCUUUCUCUCGUUUUAAAUUCGUCUUUUUGUUGCUUUUACGACUCUUUUCAAACCAGUUUUCUUCGUGUUUUUCGUUUUUCCCUUUUGCCAAUCAAAUUACCAUCAUCACAGCUCUCGGCGGAUGCAGGUAUUCACAGCGACCACUGUUCAGAUUGCAGAGCUGCACAACCACGAGAGGGGGCAUAGUCUUUCGGGGGCAUAGAGGUUUCCAAGACAUCGCCCGGCACGGUAAAUUGCACACGCACAUAUUCGUAUCGGCUGUCGGCAUUGGCAUAUGCUAAAUGUAGGAUGAUAACGACUGUUUUCCUUUACGUUUAGCGGUCGCAUGAGGCCCGUCUGAAGGCGAUUGAUAAGAGCGAGCUCCAAUACGCCCUUCACUCUGUACUGGUCUAAGAAGCACCGUAUAGUGAAGUUGCCGUUCCUUUAUUCAAAUAUAUCGUUACUGUGGUAAGCCUAAAUGUUUUUUGUUUAACAAUGGCUAGCAAAUAGCAGAACGAAGAAAAGGACUACCGCGAGACUAAACAUUGUCGGGACUAGGUGCUAUAUAACGUAUAACAGAUUUUUGAGUUUACCUUCCCACCCAUAGUCUGCGUACACUAGCUAUUGUGAAAACAAGCAACACGUUUUACGUGACGAGAGCGAUGGCAACGAGUGAUAGAUCAUGUUGGGCAUUUCAAUCCAAAUUGAAAUAUUUAGUAUGUGCUAAUAAUGUCAUUUCUACUGAACCGUUGCCGCACAACGUUAGCCAGCUACCCCUCACAUUGUAAUUCAGCCGGAGGGUUUUGCCAUUUGGUAAAAACAGAUUUACUAAGAACAUUCGUCGUCCCGCCCUACUAAACUGAACAAUAAUGGAACAGCCUAUAUUCACUGAUACCAAUAAUCGAUGGUAAUAAUAA
Varroa destructor (honeybee mite) is the source of this 7440-nucleotide messenger RNA. RefSeq names its product lachesin-like. NCBI's taxonomy places the organism in Eukaryota, Metazoa, Arthropoda, Arachnida, Mesostigmata, Varroidae. The record is from RefSeq and is a predicted model, not a curated record. Gene Ontology annotation, cellular component: neuron projection.